AGGCGCAGCCAGGCCUCAGGGUGCCUCAUGGGCGGGGCGCUCACAGCCAGUGGCUCUCCGUCCCUGCUGCUCCUGGCGGAGGCGCGGCCAGGCAGCUCUGCAAGCAGGCAUGUGCCACACUACCUCUGUCUGCAGGCGGCGCCCCCUGCAGCUCCCAUUGGUCGCAGUUCCUGGUCAAUGGACUGGAAGCCACGGAGUCAGCACUCGGGGAUGGAGGACAGAGGCAGUGUGCCUGCAGAGCCGUCUGGCCGCGCCUCCGCUAGCAACAGCUGGGGUGGGUAGCUGCUUGCGGGGAGCCGCCGGAGGUGAGUGCCCCCCAUCCGGCACCCUGUGCCCCAACUCCCUGCCCCAAACUCCCUUCCAGAGUGUGCCCCACAGUCCCUCCCACGCCCCAGCCCCCUGCCGGCCCCACACCAACCGCACUAUAAAUUGGACUUUCAGUGCAGAUCAGAAAUGCCAGUUUAUAGAGCUUGCCGGCUGGUGAAGUGCUGGAUAAAAGAGCUUUUACUGUAUUGAUUUUGGCAGUGCAGUGGGCGGAGAUGGGGGGACAUUUGGAUUUUUUGGCAUCUGUGAAGAUGUAGGAAUUGGUUUAAUUGUGAGUAACUGGAUGUUUCUGUUUAAGUGAUAACCUCUUAAAAGCCUCUUCAUUGUUCUUGGGCUUUUGUCUUGCUACAUAACGUUCCUUAUUCAUCUUCCAUAUCUGCACUAAUUCUGGUUAAGUAAAUUAAGAAAAUAACCUUCCAGAAGUGGCUGCUAUAUGUUCUUUUUACCCAGAAGGCCUUUUUCUGUAGAUUGAGGGCAUAUACUAACUCUACACUUAGUCUCCGUUUUUCUACACUGAGGCUGGGUGAACAGUACAAGUGCUACAGCACUGUAGUGUAGACACUCACUACAGUAUCGGAAAGGGACUUUUCUCGUCGUCAUAAAUCCACCUCUCUGAGAGGCCACCGCUAGGUCGACCAACGUUUUAGCGUAAUGUCAGGCCAGACCUCCACUCCACAGGACUCAGAAGUAGUGGCCUCUACACAAACAUUUGCUAUUUAAAUAAUGUCUGUGUGUGCCCUGCAGUGAAUUGAGCAUUGUAUAGCUUUGAAUGUCAUUUUUUAUUAAUCUGAAUUGGGACAAUUGUAAAUUGACUUUUUCAUCCAGUGCUUUUUCCAAAGAAAGUCACAAUGCACUUAGUUUAAGAUGCAGUGUCACUUUGUCACCAUAUAAUUAUUAAUUGCAUAAAUCUCUCUUCGUAAUUCUCUUAUAUAAUAAAAAACUGAACUUUACUUGUACAAAAUUUUGUAUAGAGAAAUUGAUUGCAGCACUGUUUUUCUAGGUCCAUAUGCUCAACUUCUUCUUGAUGCUAUGAAGCAGUCUGGCUGCACUGUUUAUAACGAUCGGCACUUUGCCUGUGAAGACUGUGAUGGGUGUGUCAGUGGAGGUUUUGAUUCUGCAACAUCACAGAUAGUUCUAUGCCAGAACAAUAUUCAUCAACAAUCCCAUAUGAACCGAGUAGUUACACAUGAACUGAUUCAUGCUUUUGAUCACUGUCGUGCACAUGUUGACUGGUUCAGCAAUGUCAAACAUUUAGCCUGUUCAGAGAUUCGAGCUGCCAAUCUCAGUGGAGACUGCUCACUCAUAAAUGAAAUGACCAGAUUUAAAUUUGGAUUAAAACAACACCAUCAGACCUGUGUACGAGACAGAGCCAUUCGCUCCAUUUUGGCUGUUAGAAAAGUUAGCAAAGAAACAGCAGAAAAAGCUGUGGAUGGAGUUUUUGACUCCUGUUUCAAUGAUCAUGAACCAUUUGGAAGAGUCCCACACAGUAAAUCAGAUGCCAAGUAUGCUUACAGAAACUUUCAGAACCGGGAUCGAUAUUAUGCAAAUUUGUAAAGGUGACUGUUAACCAUUAGCAGUGCUGUCACACUGAAAACAUAGCAUAUAUACCUGUUGCUGGUGGAGAGAGGAAAUUCUGGCAAGUAAACUACAAUUUUGUAUGGAAAGCUUACACAAAAGCCAAGUUCCACUGAUGAGUUAGAAAUAAUCUGAGUAAAUGAACAAGAGCUGUAAACCAUGUAUUUCCUCGCCUGUUUUUCAGUGUUUCUUUUGACAUAUCAAAUUUUUAAUCCACACAUUUCAAUUCAUGUGUAAAUCUGCUCAGUCCAAUUAAGAAUGUUUCAAAAUGUCUUUUAUCUUUACUAAAUAAAGUGAUUUAAG
This is a messenger RNA of Terrapene triunguis (Three-toed box turtle), 2202 nucleotides long. RefSeq names its product ATP23 metallopeptidase and ATP synthase assembly factor homolog (gene ATP23). Gene Ontology annotation, cellular component: extrinsic component of mitochondrial inner membrane. The coding region runs from base 1354 to 1878 and encodes 174 amino acids. Gene Ontology annotation, biological process: mitochondrial proton-transporting ATP synthase complex assembly; mitochondrial protein processing. NCBI's taxonomy places the organism in Eukaryota, Metazoa, Chordata, Testudines, Emydidae. The record is from RefSeq and is a predicted model, not a curated record. The transcript is spliced from 5 exons. Gene Ontology annotation, molecular function: metalloendopeptidase activity.